AUGAAGAUAAAUAAAAAGUUAUUGCCUAUUAAGGGUCAUUAUUUUCUUUUUAAUGCUGGUACCGCCCCUCUAGUUCCAUAUUUAUCAACUUAUGCACGACAACUGGGAUUCUCCUCGGCUACUGUUGGACUGAUUUACACAAUUUUGCCAAUAUUUGGACUAAUAGCAAAACCACUUUUUGGUAUUAUAGCUGACAGAUUCAAAAUACAAAAAUCUAUUUUCAUCCUAUUUCAAGUUGUGACAAUAGUUAGUUUCUCCGCUAUUUAUGUAAUACCGGGAGAAAAUGGUUCUAAUUCCGCGGUGCAACUGGAGUGCGGUGACGGCGUAUCGUUUUUGCGUAGCUGCUACCGGGAUGAGCAUUCAGUUAAUCAGUGUACGAAAACAAAUCUGGAAAAUCAGACUGGCACUUCCCGAUGUAACAUGAGUUGCGAUAUGAGUUCACCGAAAAUGUGGCAAACGGUUUGUGAGCACUGGCACAUUCCACAGUACUGCUACAGUGAGACGGACAACAUACAGUAUACCACAUAUAUUAGUAACGUCACACAAGAAGACCACUGUUUAAACAUACACGCAAAUAAAGUAAAUUUAGACGGGUACCUAUUCACUCCUCACUGUCGCAUCGGCGACGGGUACGUCGAUUUAGAUCUGCCCUGUUCUAUGAACUGUACAAAUCAGAAACUUUCAGUGGCUAUUGGCGUGUCUAAACCAAUCAUGACAUGUUCUAAUAAGAUGUUAAAUUACCGCCUAUGUUCAAAUGAUACUACCGCAUUCCAAACAAAUAUUAGUGAAUCACACUAUGAUGACUGUCAGGCAUCUUGCGAAUUAGAUAAGUCAGCCCCGUGGCGUCUCAUGGAGAUAUGCGAGGCGUGGGAAGCAGAUGCGGCUCCUACUUGCCUACCAAAAACAACAGCUGGCACAGAAUUUCCUAAAAACCUUUCGUUUGUGGGCACUUUAUUACUCUCCACUGUUAUCACCGAGGACAAGUGUGCAUACAUACAACUUAACCGCAUAGUGUUACCUGAUGGUUCCGUUCAUUAUCCAAAUUGCUUUAAUAAAGCUCCAUUUGAAACUGGAAGUGACGUAUUUUACCCCUCAUGCAAAAUAGAAUGUGAUAACUUCGUUGUUAACGAAUGGUUCCAAUCGGCUACAGAUAGUCACAACAAUACAACACAAUACACGAGGCAGUUCUGGCUCUUUUUCCUAAUGAUGAUAAUAAGUUGGAUUGGUCAAGCUGUCGUCGUAACUUUUGCUGACGCAAUCUGUUUUAACUUGCUAGGGACUAAAGUUUCUCUUUAUGGAAAACAGCGACUGUGGGGUUCAGUUGGUUUUGGCAUUUUCUCCUUUCUGACUGGUACUUUGAUAGACUUGUUCAGUGAUGGUGCCUACAAAGACUAUACAAUUGCUUUUGUACUUAUGUUUGUGUUUUUGUGUGGAGAUGUUAUAGUUUCUAGUUUAAUAAAGACUGAAUCAACAAAAAUGUCUGUUAACAUCUUGGUUGAUGUUGGUACUCUACUUUCCUCUUUGCCGACGUUGGUCUUCAUGUUAUGGACGAUUGCAGUGGGGCUUUGCACAGGCCUCCUCUGGCAAUUCCUCUUCUGGCUUCUAGAGGAUAUUUACGGUUGUGAUAAUUCCGAUUAUAUUAAGACAUUACAAGGACUAGUUAGUGCAAUUCAAACUGUCUGCGGGGAAAUUCCUUUUAUGUUCGCCUCAGGUUACAUACUUAACAAACUAGGCCAUAUCAACACGAUGAGCUUGGUGCUGCUUGCUUUCGGUGUGCGUUAUAUUUUGUACUCGUACCUUACAAAUGCAUGGUGGGUGCUUCCGAUAGAGAUGCUGCAAGGACUCACUUUGGGAAUGUUCUAUCCUACCAUGGCGUCCUACGCCAAUGCUGUAUCACCUCCUGGCACUGAGACCACUGUACAGGGUCUUGUGGGUGCAGUUUUCGAAGGCGUUGGCACAUCACUAGGAAGCUUCAUUGGGGGCCUCUUAUAUGAAACGUAUGGUGGUCCUAACACAUUCCGCUGGUUCGGCAUUGGUUCGCUGAUUUGCUGCCUUCUUCAUAUCUUGGUGCAAUACCUCAUUAAGGAUAAAGUUCGUCACAUAGAGCUGACGAAAGCGUACACCUCUAUCAUGCACUAUGAAAAUCCCUACGACCCAACAUACAUAUUAGAAGAAAUGACAGAUUUAAAUCUGGAAGAAUAA
Messenger RNA from Parnassius mnemosyne (clouded apollo), 2202 nucleotides. The record is from the annotation of a GenBank genome assembly. Lineage: Eukaryota; Metazoa; Arthropoda; Insecta; Lepidoptera; Papilionidae.